Messenger RNA from Brassica napus (rape), 1095 nucleotides. RefSeq names its product ras-related protein RABE1c-like. Gene Ontology annotation, molecular function: GTP binding; GTPase activity. Gene Ontology annotation, biological process: protein secretion; regulation of exocytosis. The coding region runs from base 221 to 871 and encodes 216 amino acids. The record is from RefSeq and is a predicted model, not a curated record. Gene Ontology annotation, cellular component: plasma membrane. The transcript is spliced from 9 exons. Lineage: Eukaryota; Viridiplantae; Streptophyta; Magnoliopsida; Brassicales; Brassicaceae.
AGACGAUUGCCCUUUAGUCUAAACAGACAAAUAAAGGCCCAUGAGGCUUCGAGGUCCUCUCCAACAGGAAGAAGAAUCCUGUGCACGCGAAGUAGACGAAGAAGAAGCACGAGGAAGAGGAAGAGGAAGCUAAAUUGGGAGUGGCGCAUUUUAGACGUCCGGAUAACCGUCGCUGUCUCUGCUCUUCGACUACAUCGGUUUCUUCUCUUCCUUAGAAUCUAUGGCUGCUCCACCUGCUAGGGCCAGAGCCGAUUAUGAUUAUCUCAUUAAGCUUCUUUUGAUUGGAGAUAGUGGUGUGGGUAAAAGCUGCCUACUUCUACGUUUCUCUGAUGGCUCCUUCACCACUAGCUUCAUUACCACCAUUGGCAUUGACUUUAAGAUCAGAACCAUUGAGCUUGAUGGCAAACGUAUCAAGCUCCAGAUUUGGGACACUGCUGGUCAAGAACGCUUCCGCACUAUCACCACUGCUUAUUACCGUGGGGCAAUGGGCAUUUUGCUAGUGUAUGAUGUCACAGACGAGUCUUCCUUCAACAACAUUAGAAACUGGAUUCGUAAUAUCGAACAACAUGCUUCUGAUAAUGUUAACAAGAUCUUGGUUGGCAACAAGGCUGACAUGGAUGAAAGCAAGAGGGCUGUACCUACAGCAAAGGGCCAGGCUCUUGCUGAUGAGUACGGAAUUAAGUUCUUCGAAACAAGUGCUAAGACAAACUUAAACGUGGAAGAAGUUUUCUUCUCGAUAGGGAGGGACAUUAAGCAGAGGCUUUCUGACACUGACUCCAAGGCAGAGCCUGCGACGAUCAAGAUAAGCCAAACAGGCCAGGCCGCUGGAGCCGGGCAGGCCUCACAGAAGUCUGCAUGCUGUGGAAGUUAAAAAAAGUUGUAAAAUUGAAGUUUUAAAAAAACGAAGAUGUCCCUGCUGGGUGCUCUGCUUGUUUUAUUCCAACAUUUCUGAUUGGUUCUAAAAUGCCUUUUUCCUAUUUGUACGAAGGUUUUAAUCGAAACUUGUAUUCUUCUUUUUAUGUUGCUUAUAUUCUCGACGAUGACUGAAUAGUUAUAUUUCUUUUGCUCUUUAAUUCAGUAUAUUGACUUCUAAGA